AUGGCGGUGGCAGAUGUGAAGUUAAAUUCACCAACUCAAACAAACAGUCAAAGUGUUGUUGUCAAUGUCAAAGACAGAGAUGUUGAAGUGGGGAAACCAUACGAAGACGAAGAUGGUAUAACAAUAGUUCCUGUAAAAGAACAACCAACAUAUCCUGAAGUUAGCAGAGACUUAAGUUCUGUUGCAGAUAUUCGAAAUGACUACCAACAACUGAAAGACAAACUUAAAACUCAGGAGAAGAUUUGUCAAGCUUUAG
Molecule: messenger RNA, 256 nt
Organism: Trichomonas vaginalis G3
Lineage: Eukaryota; Parabasalia; Trichomonadida; Trichomonadidae
Product: protein of unknown function, DUF4106 family
Exons: 1
Source: RefSeq, a predicted model, not a curated record